AUGAACAAAGUGCAAUUGCAAUUUAUCGAUUAUUCUUCUUUCAAAGACAUAAAUACGUUAAAUAAUGGAAUGCUCAAAGCGUUUUUGAGGAAUGCGAACGCUCAUGUGAUAUUAAAGAAGGUGAAAACAUUAGAUAUCGAAAAGGCAA
Molecule: messenger RNA, 148 nt
Organism: Funneliformis caledonium
Lineage: Eukaryota; Fungi; Glomeromycota; Glomeromycetes; Glomerales; Glomeraceae
Source: the annotation of a GenBank genome assembly